AUGGAGCGAGAGUUGACCAACACAGACACAGAGAGUGCAGACCUCCUUGGUUCAGAUGAUGAAGAAAACAGCAGUAUACUGCUCUCCAUAGUGAUGCUUACGCUUUCAGCUACACAAGUCUACACCAUCUUGACUGUCCAGCUCUUUGCAUUCUCAAACUUACUACCUGUAGGAGCAGACACUUUAGCGUAUAAUUUUGAAAAAGCAUCUCACACGUUUGAUUAUCUUCCAGCAAAAUUUGGUUAUAGACCUCCAGCUGAAGGUUUAAAGGGUUUUUUGAUUAAUUCAAAACCAGAGAAUGCUUGUGAACCCAUAAUGCCUCUACCAGUAAAAGACAACUCAUCUGGCAUUUUCAUCUUGUUAAUUAGAAGACUUGAUUGUAAUUUUCAUAUAAAGGUUUUAAAUGCUCAGAGAGAAGGAUACAAAGCAGCCAUUGUUCACAAUGUUCAUUCUGAAGACCUCAUUCACAUGGGAUCCAAUGACACUGAUGUGUUAAAGAACAUUGAUAUUCCAUCUGUCUUUAUUGGUGAAUCAUCAGGUAAUUCCCUGAAAGAUGAAUUCACACAUGAAAAAGGGGGCCACCUUAUCUUAGUUCCAGAAUUUAAUCUUCCUCUAGAAUUAAUUCCCUUCUUCAUCAUAGUGGGCAUCUGUCUCAUCCUAGUAGUCAUUUUUAUGAUGACGAAAUUUGUCCAGGACAGACAUAGAGCUAGAAGAAAUAGACUUGGUAAAGAUCAACUUAAGAAACGACCUAAACUACCUGUACAUAAAUUCAAGAAAGGAGAUGAGUAUGAUGUGUGUGCCAUUUGUUUGGAUGAACAUGAAGAUGGAGACAAACUCAGAAUCCUUCCCUGUUCCCUUGCUUAUCACUGCAAAUGUGUAGACCUCUGGCUAACUAAAACCAAGAAAACCUGUCCAGUCUGCAAGCAAAAAGCUGUUCCUUCUCAGGGUGAUUCUGACUCUGACACAGACAGUAGUCAAGAGGAAAACGAAGUGUCACAACACACCCCUUUGCUUAGACCUUUAGCUUCUGUCAGUGCCCAGUCAUCUGGGGCUCUGUCAGAGUCCCACUCGCACCAGAACAUGACAGACUCUUCAGACUCUGAGGACAACGAAGAUGCUGACAGCAGUGAGGCGGAGAAUGAAGUGAAUGAACACAGUGUUGUGGUCCAGUUGCAGCCUAAUGGUGAGUGGGACUGCGACAUAGCAAAUACCGUGUGA
Molecule: messenger RNA, 1218 nt
Organism: Chinchilla lanigera (long-tailed chinchilla)
Lineage: Eukaryota; Metazoa; Chordata; Mammalia; Rodentia; Chinchillidae
Product: E3 ubiquitin-protein ligase RNF13-like
Molecular function (GO): zinc ion binding
Source: RefSeq, a predicted model, not a curated record